CACAAGAACACCUUGUGCUACUUAUAGUCUGGAGGGAAAACUAUACAACCCAUAUUUCCUCGCUAGAAGCAGCCAGUACUGGAGUUUUCGCAUGGUGAUCUGCUGUUAAAACAUUUCUCGGGAUCGGGAUUUGUUUUCAGAGUCUUCCGUCGAACCCGCUGGAGGUUUCGGUGCCGACAUGAAUCACCUGUUACGGUACCUGUGUGGUUAAAGACAGAGCCGCCGAGUGGGGGACGGAGUACUGAUCCUGCUUGUGAUUUUUUUAUUUAUUUACGGUUUGUCGGGGCCAGGUCAUGCUGAUGGACCAGGACACUCAGUGGCUAUACCAGCUCCUGGCUGAAGUCCAGUUGGAGAAGUUCUACCUCCGUGUCCGAGAUGGGCUCAACAUUACCCACGUGGAGCACUUCAACUAUGUCAAGGAGUCUGACCUCGAGCACAUCGGAAUCAGCAAGCCAGCACAAAGAAGAUUAUGGGAGGCCCUGAAACGAUACAAGACAGCCUCACGCUCACGGCCAUGGAUGCCCAAGUUGUUAAGCAACCGAGCUCCAGAGGUAGGGGAACAGAGUGCCACAGGUGGCCCAGUUCAGUCACCAGAGAGUGUCGGGCGGACCCCACCUCGUCUGAUCCAGGACAGUGAGCUGUUUCUGGGGGAGAAGCUGGGCUCGGGGUCCUUUGGAGUGGUGAAGAGGGGAGAGUGGCGCACACCCACAGGCAGAGUGCUACCUGUGGCUGUCAAAUCAUUGAGGAGUAGCAUGUCCAGACAGACUAACACACUGACAGACUUCCUGCAGGAGGUCACCACCAUGCAGUCCUUAGAUCACCCCAACAUCAUCCGACUCUACGGUGUGGUGCUCACACAUCCCCUCAAGAUGGUGACAGAGCUGGCCCCUCUGGGGUCAUUAUACAACACCCUGCGGGGACGUCAGUAUGAGUACCCGCUGCUGCGCCUCUGGCUCUUUGCCACCCAGAUUGUAGCAGGCAUGGACUACCUGGAGACCCGGAGAUUCAUCCACAGGGAUUUGGCUGCGAGAAAUGUGCUGCUGUCCUCCAAGGAGGCGGUGAAGAUCGGAGACUUUGGUCUGAUGCGAGGCCUGAGUCAGGAGAGAGACCAUUAUAUCAUGGGAGCACACAGAAGAAUCCCGUUUGCAUGGUGUGCCCCAGAAAGUCUACGUAUCGGCUCCUUCUCCCAUGCCUCUGACGUCUGGAUGUUUGGUGUCACCAUGUGGGAGAUGUUCACCUACUGUGAGGAGCCUUGGUUUGGUCUUUCAGGGAGACAGAUCUUGUGUCGUGUGGAACAGGACGGUCAGCGACUGGAGAAACCACCAGAUUGUCCUCAGGAGCUGUACUCUGUCAUGAGGAAGUGCUGGGCCGUCAACCCCAAUGACAGGCCCAACUUUGCAGCGCUCACAACAAUGCUUGCAGAGACUAAGCCAGCAGAGGUCCAAGCAACAAGAGAGUUUGCAGAGCCCAGAAAACUUCCCCUUGCUCCAAAUGACAUUGUGACACUCAUAGAUCAUGGGCUGGAGAUGACCGAAUGGCGCGGGCAGAACCAGACAACACUGGCCAUCGGCUGGUUUCCUGCCAGUCUCACCGUGCCCGCCACCACCUCCAGCAGCACGGUGCCCAAUCCGGCUGCUGGUGUUCCUUUUAUCUCCCGUCCACUGAAGGGCAGUCUGCAACACACUGGGCAUGGAGACGUCCACCCUGACCGCUCCUGGGGAACACCGGAGAGGCUGGAAGACAACAGCAGCUGGAGGCCGCCACCUGGCAGGGAGAGGGAGGGAAGCAAUCUGCAGAAAAUGGCAGGUUUGUCUCAGAGCCUGGAGUCGGUCCUAAGUGGACCACAUCCCUGGGGUCAGACUGAAGGGGCUUUCAGAGUGGAUCAGCAUGGCAGACCCGUGCCUCCUGCAAUAAAUGCUCAGAGCGUGAAAGCACAGCAGGACCAUCGGCGGUUCAGCGAGGCUCCCCCUCCUCGGCCGCCCCCCCCUAUCCUGAAGCCCUUGAACAUGAAGGCUCAGAGGAAGCCCAUACUUCAGCCACCUCCGGGCUCCUUGUGGCCUCCUCAAAUGGUCCUGUCCCCCCCAGCGCAGCAGACACAACCUCCGCCUCAAGUCCCUCAACAAGCUAUGAUGGGGUCCAACCUGGUCAAAAUGGCCAAGAUGACACGUUCAACCCCGCAGCUGGAUGAGGACCAAAGAGAAAAAUCCUCUUAUGCACAAAACACAAAGGAGAACCUUGUUGCACAAGUAAUUGAGGCUGUGCACGGUGCGACCAUAGAAGAGGUGCAAAGUGCGCUUCAGCGUAAUGAUUGGAAUCCAUUGCGUGCUAAGCAACAACUCAAGAUUGAUCAGCUUUAUUUUCUCAAAAUGUGCUCCAAAGAGGAAUGUGUGAGGAUUCUCACCAGACACAACUGGAACCUGCAGCUGUCCAGCAUAUACCUUUUUCGGAUGUUCCCGGGAAGAAAGGGUAGGCCCCAGCGAGAGGGAUCGACCUCAGAUUAGUGCUGAAAGACGGGUCUGAAGAGACUUGUAGCUGGCUUUGACUGGCUGACGUCUCACUUUUUCAGCAACAAUUUACUUCACAGUGACCCACUUCAGCGCAUGGUGCUCCCCAAAAGGACUGCUUUAAUAUGGGAGCAGGACUGAGCAUAUUAAAGCAGGAACAUGAAGGUUUUCAAACUGGAUUUACCAGAGACUAAAAGCCCCAAGCACUCUGUUAAUAUUUCCAUGGUGCCAUUAUUCAGCAUGUUUUUUAUGUGGAUGAAUUUAUAUAUGUGUAAAUGUCAUAUUAGACAUACAUUUGCUGAAUAAACCUGUAGAUGAAGUCUCUUAUUGUGCAAAUA
Girardinichthys multiradiatus is the source of this 2842-nucleotide messenger RNA. It is a transcript of the gene tnk1, whose product is annotated as tyrosine kinase, non-receptor, 1. Gene Ontology annotation, cellular component: signaling receptor complex. The coding region runs from base 294 to 2501 and encodes 735 amino acids. Gene Ontology annotation, biological process: positive regulation of kinase activity; cell surface receptor protein tyrosine kinase signaling pathway; multicellular organism development. The record is from RefSeq and is a predicted model, not a curated record. NCBI's taxonomy places the organism in Eukaryota, Metazoa, Chordata, Actinopteri, Cyprinodontiformes, Goodeidae. The transcript has 14 exons. Gene Ontology annotation, molecular function: transmembrane receptor protein tyrosine kinase activity; ATP binding; protein binding.